AGCACAAUGGUUAUGUUGCUUGUUACAGACACACGUCACAGUAUUUUAGUGGGAAAGCUUUCCAUUUUAGACAAUACAGUACCCGACGCAUUCAUGUGCUUGCGAUUGCAGAGGAUAAAGUGAUGUCAAUCCAUACAUGCCCCUUUGGAGAUUUCUUGGAAAUACUUGUACUGAACAUCAUAGCUUUACAUUAUUCAUUCUACAAGAAGUUAAGUUUAAGCAAGGAGCUUUGAAGCUCCUUGGUAAAGUGAAGUGAAGUUCUUGCCUACUGUGUUUGUUAAUACUUUCUAGGAGAUUAGUGAUGGGUGAUUUGGAUUGAUUCAGAACAUUACAAUCAUACACUGAACCUGUGCAAAUUGUUUAGUUUGGGAAAUAGAGACCUUAAAGGACAAUUUGGUAAUCUCCUGGAACUGUUUAUCAAGGAACCUCUGCUGACCUGACUAAAGAACUUCAGAAUCUCUAUAAAAUGAGAGUGUAAUGAGUUGAAGUGCCUCUAGUAAAUCCAAACUUGAGGACAAUUUUGUGGGAGCCAAAUCAUCAAUAAUAACACUCUCUUGAACAUUAUUCUCUUUUUCAAAGCUUACUCCAUUUUAUCAGGAUCAUUAUUUUCCUAUAAGGUCUCUCCUUUCUGUCAGGAAUACCAAGAUUUUCCUUUUAAGUUUCCUCCAUUCCUCCCAUUGAGGGAUUGACACCUCUCUUUCCUAAGAAUUGUCCAGUUGAUCCAUGUCUGUAAUAAGCUGUGCUUUGCCCCCCACCAUGCAGGGGAUAUCGUCCACCGGAGCCGUGGACGAUUCGAUCGACAGGAAGAGCUCCUACUACGCGAGUAUUCGGCAGUCGGACAGACCGUACCAGAGGAAAGUUCCUGAGGAAGCUCGUAGAAGGUUGUCCAUGAGAUUAUCAACUAGGGGGAAUAUUCCGGCAAAGCUUGAGAAAAGUGGCUAUCUAUGGAAGUGUGGUCAAGGGAGACAGGGGAAAGGAGGGUUCCGUAAGAGGUGGUUUGUCUUCAAUGGGAAGGAACUACGAUACUAUGAGAAUGAGAGGACGAUGACGACCUGUAAAGGGAUAAUUCCGGUUGGAACAAUGCUGAAUGUCAAACAUAUCUAUAAGCCAAGUAUUGUUGACAAGAAGAGCCGUAUUGAAUUAGACACCAAUGCUAAGACGUACUACUUGGCUACUGACAAUGGUGAUGAGGGUACAAUAUGGGCCAACAUUUUGAUGCAAGCAAUCAUUGCCUUCCAGUCUGCAAACAACAAUAGCUAUGGUGGCGUGCCCCCUCCUGGUGGUUUCCCGAAGGGUGGUGAUAUGAGCUGUCCUGAUAAACAAGGAUAUCUGAAAAUGGAAGGGUGCAAUCAUAAAAGAUACGUCGCAAUUAAAGGAGAAAUGCUGUGUUAUUACGCAUCAGAAAGGGAUUUUGAGGCUGCUGUACCCGUUUCUGAUAUACAGAUGAUGCUGGCCAAUGCAAGAGUUAACCCACAAAAGCCGGAUAAGAUAGUAUUAACCACACCUAGUACAACUCACAAUCUCACUGCAGAAUCUCCGGAGGAAGCAAAGGAAUGGGUCAAUGCCAUGAUGGACGCUGUAUCCGAGGGACUUUCUGAUAAAUUGUAUCUACAUAAAGCUUGGGAGAAUGAGAGCAAUAAAUACUGUGCAGACUGUAGUAUGCCAGAUCCCGACUGGUGCUCACUGAACUUUGGAAUAGUUAUAUGCAAGAAUUGCUCAGGCAUCCAUCGUGACCUCGGAGUUCACGUGUCAAAGGUCAGAUCUCUGAAGAUGGAUGUCAAAGCCUUCACAGACUCUGCCUUGGAGGUUUUCCUUGUUGUGGGAAACAGGAUGAGUAAUGGCUUCUGGGAGGAGACACUGGACCGUGCGGAUGGUGUAAAACCCAUGCCGGAUGAUAGCAUAGCCCAGCGUAAGCUGUUCAUAGAGAAGAAAUACAGAGACAGACAAUACUGUGAGCAGAUUCUAUGGGAGAAAGAAACACUUAAUAAGGAGUUAUUGAGGGCAGUCGAGAAUGGUGAAUUAGUGGAUUGUCUGAGGUUUAUCUUUUCUGGAGCCAAUGUUGAUGCUGUGAAUGAAAAUGGAAAAACUGCAAAAGAAAUAUGCUAUGGACAUGAUAAUUCACUUGUAAUUAGGGAGCUCCUGGAGCAGAACAAACACUAUUCUCAGCACCAGCAAGAAAUCAUGACACAGGAAGCAUACUCCACGGUGGAUAGUGAAUCCAGUCCACAGCAACUGCAAGGUCAGCAACAACAGAAGGGGGAAGAUCCUCAGGGAUCACCGGUUCCCUUACCAAGGAGGAAAACCCUGGAACAGGGACGUAGGAAUGGAUCCCCUACCCUGCCCGCCAGGAGGGCGCCGCCGCCCCCCACGCAGGCAGCCCCACCCUCCGAGGAACUACUGAGCAGUGUGGGCAGCAUCCAGGAGCAGAUCAGGAAAGCGGGGUAUCUCUACAAGACUGGUAGCAAUAGGAGAGAUUUCUUACGACGAUACUGUGUUUUGGAGCACGGAACAUUCAGCUACUAUCAGGAUGAUAAGCUCAGAGUGAUGGCUAACCAGGCUGCUAAGAAUACAAUAGAAGGAACUGAGAUCGUGUUUGUCGCCAAAUCUGCCUCAAAGCAAGGUCAUGAUUAUUGCUUUGAGAUCGGAACAACGGCUGGAAGGCUCUUCCUCUUUGCUGCUGAAGAUGAAGCCGACAGAAAAAACUGGAUGCAUUCUCUAGUCAAGUUCCAUACCCCAGAAUGCAUGUGGCGGGACUGUGAGGAUUAUGAGUAUGCCGGCUUUUUGAGGAAGAAGAUCGGAAGAUCAUCGACAACCUGGCACAGGUUAUGGUUCCUACUGAAAGGAAAGCUUCUCUCUUUCUACUCGGCUGAGAAAGAUGGCAUGGAGAUCAUUGAUCUAAGGAAAGCGAAGGAGAUCAGUCAAGACCAUGAGGAAGAGAGCAGUGAACAAGUCAAGGACAUAGCCAUUGUCAUUGAGGGAAGGACGAUCUAUCUUCGAGCAGACAAGCAGCAGAUAAGUGAUGCCUGGAUGUUAGCUCUACAAAAGAAUUCAUCGCAAAUCGGUCCAGAGUUAGAGGAUCAGCUUUUAACGGAAGGGCAUAUACCACACAUCAUCAAGGAGUGUAUUGAAUUUGUUUAUAUCCAUGAAGGUCUUGAGCAGCAAGGCAUCUACAGACUGAGCGGAACAGCCUCCAAGAUUCAGAAGGUCCGUGAGAUGUUCAGGACGAGCCCAAAGUCGGUCAGGAUAAGCAGGGACGAUUUUGAGGUGAACGACGUAACAGGGGCACUUAAGAAAUACUUCCGAGAGCUCCCAGAUCCGGUGCUCACCAAGGAGUACUACAGCAAAUGGAUUGAGGUGUCAGAUUACACGGACCAUGCUAUAAAACUGGAAUGGUACAAGCAUCUUCUUGGUUGCCUGCCUAAGGUUCACUACUACACUCUCAAAGCCAUCAUAGCACAUCUCAUAAGGGUGAAAGAGAAGGAGCGGAUAAACAAGAUGACGGAGAAGAAUCUUGCAUCAGUCUUUGGACCCACCCUCAUGGCCCUUCCAGAUUCUUCCUACGGCAAUGCCGAGAAGGAGAUCGCCGUUAUCGGUGACCUCAUGACCUACUUCAUGUGGCUGUUUGAUGUGGACGAUAAGGAGUGGGCCGAUGAGGAGAAGAAGAUCAAGAAACUGACAGAGAUGCAUCAACUUAUUAAAGGACCACCAAAACAAUCAAAUGCAAUUGUCAUGCCCUUCUACAUCAGGCAUAAGAAUGAAGGAAAUAGCAUAUCUCUACCGCUGCAAGAAAACACAACAGCGAAGGAAGUGGUGGAGAGCGUAGUGAAGAAGCACAAUCUACCGACCCUUGACGGCAAGCCAUGGGGACUGUUUGAGGUGAUCGAUAACGAACAGUUAGAGCGGAUGUUGUUUGAUUACGAGGUUGUUCUGUCUGAGGUAGGGGCAUGGGAUCCAUCGGCAGCAGCAAGCAACUAUCUAUGCAUCAAACAGAAUAGCCUGUUACACAGUAUGGAAGUGUUCUUGAAGAAUGUCACGUCCAGUUCGUCCAUCAAGUACGCCGAUAGCUCCAAGAAGUUCAAGGAGUACUACUUUGAGAUCUCGGCCAACAUCAUGCGCUUCUCCAAGGUUAACAACAAGAGUGGCGGCAGCCCCAUCAGCUAUUGGGAUAUCAUUCCUCUCAAGAUCUAUAUGGGCAUUGGAAGCAAGUACAAGAAGACCGCCCCCUCGAGGUGGGGUAUUACAUUCCACUCACCAGGAGAAAAAGAUUACAAGUGUUUAUGUUUUGAUCAAGAGAGCGUUAGGACAAUGUGGUUAGCGGGACUCUUCAGGUGUAAGCUUGCCGGUGCUGCAGCGUACACUUCUAAUUUAAGAUUGCAAGAACUCAAAGGAUCUCCCCUCUCUCAAUUUGAGCAUGCUCCAUCUGUAAGAGACAGGACGUCAAGUAUCAAGCUGAAGGUCCCCUGGAAGCGGCAUAACUCGAUCACCGACUGAACCCGUGGCUGCAUCCUCCAGAACUCGUCGCAUGCAAUUGAAGGAUGCAGUCUAGUAGCCAUGGCAACAAAGCCAGGCCUCGGAGGAAGGAGACCGUGCUGGAAACUAUGACAGCUGUCAUUCUAUGAAAAUUCUUGUUGGAAUGCGUUUUGUUGUGCGACACUACUGGUUGACGCGAGUUGCUGCAUGUCCAAAGGAGAUUGCUUGAUGUACGAAAGCUAUUUGGGGGAAAAAAGGACUCAAUGAUUAUGCAGUGGCAUGGCCAGUCUCUGAAAUAUUCUUGAGCUCUGGACUAUAGGUUUAUAAAUGCCAAAUCAGGCAUCUUCUUGUGCUUGCUUUUAUAAUGCAUGGAUAAUUGAAAUAAAAGAGAAUGCAUAGUGUAUACAGGGAUCCGCUGAAGUCUGGACUGCAGAAAUUUGACUUCUGAGAAAUUCAACUUACUGAAAGUGAAUUGCACAUUUCUUGCAUAAUCUGAGGAGCAUUCCAUUAAAGGACUUGUCGGUUUAUAUCUGACAGUUACCAUCUAAAUCAAGGAAAGUUAUCAGACCAACAACCUAUUGGACCAAAAUGUUUAUGCAGUGCUUCCCUGGUUUCAAACAUUGCUCUGAUUUAGGCUAUUGACUAAUAGAAGGUUGAUUUAUGCAGAGUUAAUACGAAGAUGAAGAAAGUCUUUUCAUUGUAUGUUACGGUGAUGAAGUAAGAUGUACGUUAUCCCUCACGUAUGAACAACUCAUGAUGAUAGCGUUAUUCAAAGAAACUCGUGAUUUGAGAUGCUGCAAGUUUGACGAACUUGGGUAGGCAGAAAAACUUAAACCAUGUAUUAUUUACACACUCAGAUAAAACAUCUAACACUUGCUUAAUAUUUGGAGGCAUUUAUCAUGUUACUUGAAAGAUAAAGGACUUGUAUCCAUAUAUUAGAUAUAUUUUACUUUCUUUGAAUAUUUAUAUAUUUUUUUCAAUAUUGUUUGCUUGCAUAAUGCUUUAAAUGGUGGAUGCAAAUUUUAUAUGAAAUGAAAUUUAAAAAAAAGAGAAGAAAAUAUUGUUUAGUAAAGGAAUAUGCUAGAUUUUUGGUGCUGACAGUAUAGUUGACCACCUGACUCAGAACGAAGAAGUUGUAAGCAAAGGUUUUUCUGAAAUAAUGUCAUAGUCAUCUUCUACUUUACGUCAUUAAGUUUCAACAGAACUUAAGUUCUUUAACAGAAGUUACAUGUACGUGGGUGAGUUGAUCAGAUAGUAUAUCAUUUGUAAGUUCCAAUUACUGUACAUAAAUAGUAAAAAAAAUUACUUUUUGAAACUUAUUGUGGGUUAUUAGGUUUUUUUUUUUAGCAUGGCAAUGACAAAAAAUACCAAAAAUAUGGAACAACUUAUCUUAGAGUCAGAUAGGAAAUGAUGACACUUUUCUUUCUUUAAGAAUGAACAAAACCAGGGUUAUACUGAUCUUGCGACUGAAUUUUGUAAUAAAAUGGUUAUAAAUGAUCGCACGACCAAUAAUUUUGAAAUCCUCUUUCACUUCAGUAAUUUACUGGAAGUUAUUCCAAUAGUAUCUGACUGGAAUAAAGCAAUAUGCCUUUCCUGAUCAUUUCUACUUUUAUAUCGAAAGCUCAGACUAUGAAUGGCAGAGGUUUCAAUGUUUCACAUAGUACAUAAUGAUAAUAAUGCACUUAUUGAGCUAGUUAUUGAAGGAUAUAUUUUGUUUGUAAUGUAUGUAUGUAUGUAUACACAGAGAGUUAUGAUGUAUUUUAAUGCUUUAAAUAUUUUUGUAUUCCAUUUGAUACGUUAUUAAUGUGGCUUUGUAUCAUUGUAUAGUCCAUUGCAAGCAAUAAUGAUAAAGGUGCCUCUGAUUCACUUUUUUAAAAUAAAUUCUCCUGUAAUGCUUUUGUAUCAUGUUGAAAUUUAACUAUGUAUAAAUCACAAUAUAUCAUUUCAUGCGGUGGAAAUGACAUGUUCAUUACCAGGGUAGGAAAUGAUUGUAAUUCCUAUGGGCUGUUUUUUGUCACAUUUUAUUGGCGGGAUUGCUGAAUGUUGGGGUAGAACAGUGAUAUUCUUAAUGUUCUUGAAUUAUUGUUUGUGGAAGAUAUUGAGGCAACUUUAGAAAAGGUGGUCGCCUCAAAGCAUUCCAUUUUCCAAAUUUUAGGGGUAAUUUUGGCUGUCAUGAGGGCAAAGUCACCCAUUGCACCCAUUGCACUCAUGUAUACCCUUACCCAGACUUAUUUUUUGAAUUUCUGACAAUUUGAAAAUUGCACAAAUUAAUCAGAUGUGGGUAUAAAAUUAACUAAUAUGCAUUUACUCUUUAUAUAUUUUGUAUGUAUUCUGGCCCAUUUGCCGGCUUAUUUAAUGAUACAAGUAUGUAAUCAUCUCAUUCAAAGAGGGAGUUGUAAAUGUUACAACCAGAGAUAAACUAUUCCAUUUUGUUUUAAUGAUUUUUUUUAAAUACAUUGGAAAGGACCAAAUAUAUAUUGAUCAUGCAAUAUAGGUUCUUAUAGGACUUGGUAAUGGUACACAAAUACACAUCAUUGAGGAAAUAGUAAUAAUUAUACGCACAGGGAACACUGUUUCAAAGGUAACAAGUGUAUUUAUUUCAAUGCCUGAGCAAAAUGAUGUGUGUAAUGUGUUGAUAUAUUUUAGAAGAAAGUGAUUUAGAUAAACCAUCCUCAUGACUGGUCAAUAGAACAAGUCAUAAGCAUUUUCUAAUUGACCUUUGUAUUGUACAUGUAUAUUUUGUAGUAUAUUAUACUGCAUGGGUUGUUCAGCAAUCACACCAAGGUUAUAUAUAUAUGAAAUGAGUGCUGUAAAUAGUAAUAACAUAUAUGUAUACAGCAGGCUGUGUAGAUUAUAAAAAAAAUUUUUUUUGUAUAAAUCAAUUUCGGAAUUGAUGACUGUAAAGAAACACUUCUAAGCCUAUAGAGACAACUUUAAGUGAGAAAUGACAAGUAUGUAUUUUUUUUUCACUUUUGGACCAUUUAAAAAAAAAAAGAGUUUCCUUUCAGCAAUCAAGGGUGCAGUUUCACACAGAGUUAAGUGUAAAAGGGAUAAUACAAGAACAUAUGUAGAGUCGGUUGCAAUUUUUGGAUGCAAAUUUCCGUGUAAUAGAUCAAUUUCAACUAAAGAAGAUCAGUUCAUACUUGUUGAUGCAAGAAGCAGGCCAUCUAGCAAUCACAAAUUUGCAAUGGAAUGCCUGAUUUUGAAUUGAUGUUGGGACCUAAGAUUGACUUGCGAUCAAGUUUCUUGAAGGGAACAUAUUAGCUACUGCUCCAUAAUAGUUGUAUGGUUGCACUUUAUCAGUGAAACUUUCUUUUGACCAAAUGAAAAUUGGACCAAACGAGUAAAGCCUAACUAGAUGAAGCUGCAAAAUGGCAAUAGGAUCAUGUGACCAAACCCUGAAGUAGGCAAAAUUGUUGUAGACCAAAUGAAUUAGGGCAGUUUCACCAAAUCAACUUUAUUUCUGAAACCCAUAUUUCUCUAUAUGAUUAUUUUAGGGCAAUACAAUAUAAACUAGACAAAUUCAAAGGAUUCAAAACAAAUCCAGAUUGGCUAUAAAUAGUGACCAAACGAAUAUUAGAUUAAGAUAUAAAUCUUGGGGAUGUACAUAUAAAGCUCUUUAAGAUUUGAAUUUAAAUCUUUUGAGAUUUAAAAGUUAAUCUUUAAGAUUGAAAAUAAAUCCAAUAUUCAACUGGUCACUAUUCACAGCUGAUCUUGAUUUAUUUUAAAUCCUUUAGAUUUAGAGUGUAGUUCCCACAAAUAAGUAGGCUGGAAGUAAGUUUCAUUUUCUGUGUUACUCAAGAGGUAAAUAAACAUUACAUUACCUUUAUCUAGCCAACAUUCAUGUACAGACUUAUUACUAUCCUAUUUGGUAUGAUUGAAAACAUAAUAAACAUAUAUAAACUGUUUUCUGUAACAGAGGCUUAAAAUCAUUCUGUAAUUUAAGAAUUAAUUUUCUUUAAAAGCUUGCCAUUGAGACUAACAGUACUUGGUAAGUGAAUUUUGUUUUAAAGCAGUACUUGAUGAAAAUGCAUCUCUAAGCUAAUUUAGUUGUUUGAAAAACCUUGUAUAUAAAUAAAAUAAGAGGAUACAAGAAA
Lytechinus pictus (painted urchin) is the source of this 8567-nucleotide messenger RNA. Its product is annotated as arf-GAP with Rho-GAP domain, ANK repeat and PH domain-containing protein 2-like. Lineage: Eukaryota; Metazoa; Echinodermata; Echinoidea; Temnopleuroida; Toxopneustidae. The transcript is spliced from 43 exons. The record is from RefSeq and is a predicted model, not a curated record. Gene Ontology annotation, molecular function: phosphatidylinositol-3,4,5-trisphosphate binding; GTPase activator activity. Gene Ontology annotation, biological process: signal transduction. The coding region runs from base 724 to 4491 and encodes 1255 amino acids. Gene Ontology annotation, cellular component: cytoplasm.